Frankliniella occidentalis (western flower thrips) is the source of this 2898-nucleotide messenger RNA. RefSeq names its product lipoma-preferred partner homolog. Gene Ontology annotation, cellular component: focal adhesion; stress fiber. The record is from RefSeq and is a predicted model, not a curated record. Bases 186 to 1685 code for a protein of 499 amino acids. Gene Ontology annotation, biological process: cell-cell adhesion. The transcript is spliced from 10 exons. NCBI's taxonomy places the organism in Eukaryota, Metazoa, Arthropoda, Insecta, Thysanoptera, Thripidae.
UCCCAAUCGCGUUGUUACUAGAACACAUCACAAUGUCAGUUCGUCAACAUCACGACCGAUGACUCGUCUGCUAUGCUUUCGUCGGGUCUGGGGUCCGCGUCGGAUGACUAAUUGCGCUAAUCCAUCUGUCAUUGUCUUGUGUUCAUAGCAUGACUCGUGUGACCUUCCCGUAGGCUCUUGCAUUGAUGAGAACAAUAAUGGCAAGCCAUCUUGAGCACCAAUUAGCUGGUCUACAGAUUGCUCAUGGGGAAACAAACACUGCUGGAACAGGUACCUCAGCUGUUGUACAAGGAAGUCCAAGUCGAAAAAUUGGUCCAGCAGUGCCACCCAAGCCAUCUAAAAAGUCCCAACCACUGGUGCCAAAAAGUUAUUCUCUAAAUGGACCUUGUGAACCUUCGUAUAGCAUCCCAUUGCAAAGUGGUGGAUCAACCAGCCCAGACAAAUCAAAUGUUCCCCUUUACACCAAUCUUCCUCACACUCAAAGCCCUGUGCAUAGCAGAAUGAAUAACUCAGCAACCUACAGUAACGUUCCUGAAGCUCAGGGUCAGGCCUUGUACAGCAACACUUACAGUAACUACCCCAGUUACCCACAAGUCAAUCGAGCAGCAAGGGGAGCAGCUGGCUCCAGUCCUGCUCCUGAGUUACCACCCCCACCACCUGAACCAAAUGCACAACCUCAAGAAGAUGGACACGAAACACUGCCUGACGAUCUGCCCCCUCCCCCAUCUCCUGUUAGCUCUAGCUAUUCAGAAUUACGUCGGGCAACGUACCAACCUGGGUACCAGCCUUCAUAUCCACCUAGCUUUCCUUCAAACUAUCCUCCGGAUUAUUCUACUUAUGGAUCAUCUUCUCAGAGCUCUUCAACAUAUGAAUCAAUUUAUGAGCCUAUAAAUCCACGACCUCCUUCACAAUUGUCGUCUCGCUCCAACUUUUCCCUGUAUGCACCAUAUCCAGGUAGUGCGCAGGGCACACUUCAACGUGGUGGGCAUAGUUCUUCUCAUAAUGAGAAGGAGGCUGAAGUUGAUGCUCUGACAGAUUUACUUGUACAGUCUAUGGAUGGAUCAACUGACUCUGAUGUCUAUGGUAUAUGCACAAAAUGUGGCGAGAAAGUUGUUGGAGAGGGUUCAGGAUGUACAGCUAUGGAUCAAGUGUAUCACAUCAGAUGUUUUACUUGUUGUGACUGUGCUGUCCAACUUCAAGGAAAGCCAUUUUAUGCACUGGAAGGAAAACCAUACUGCAAAGAAGACUACUUGAAUACUUUGGAAAAAUGCUCAGUUUGCCUCCAACCUAUUUUGGAUCGUAUUCUUCGUGCGACUGGCCGUCCGUAUCAUCCUCAGUGUUUCUGUUGUGUAGUCUGUGGAGAGUCCCUCGAUGGCAUUCCUUUCACAGUUGAUGCAACCAACCAAAUCCAUUGCAUUCAAGACUUUCAUAAGAAAUUUGCUCCUCGAUGCUGUGUUUGCAAACUUCCUAUCAUGCCUGAAGCAGGACAAGAUGAAACCGUUAGAGUUGUAGCCUUGGAUAGAAGCUUCCAUAUUCAAUGCUACAAGUGCGAGGACUGUGGUCUUGUUUUAUCUACAGAAGCUGAAGGGCGAGGAUGCUACCCACUUGAUGAUCAUGUUUUGUGCAAGAGUUGUAAUGCCAAACGAGUACAGGCUUUAACUUCUCAUAUGACAACAGAACUGUAGGGAGUUCAUUAAUAAAUUCAAGGGGGAAAACAGUUUUCAUUUUUUCUUGUAUUAAGUUUUUUUUCAACCUUGUAAGUCACUUGUUUUUGGGAUAAUGUAUGUUAUGAAAUGGUUGUGUAAUAAUGAUUCUUACUUUAGACAGUAUUUUAAAUGCAUGAACAGUAUUUUAAGAUUUUAUCUGAAUAUGAUUGGUUUCAUUUUAAAGGCUUUAAAUUAAUCUAGUUAUGGACUGAUUCCUUAAUCUUAUCACACGUUUCUAUACCUUUUCUACUGCAGGUUUCUAACAUUGUCCAUCGUCUGUAAGUUUGGAUAGCUAACAAGACUUUUGUUAGUUAUUUUCUUAACAAGUCAGUUGUAGCUGAUAAAAUUUAAACACAUUUGGGAGCAUCUCGCUCUUAUAAACCAUAGUUUUUAUGUGCAACCCCUAUGGGACCAUAAAACAAUGACUCAUAUAUCACUUCCCUCUAAUGAAAUUUUCAGUAUUACUUUAGUCAACAUGCUGAAAUCUCCUGACAAAUCUUUCCAAAUCUGCACUUUCAUUUGUGUAUCAUUGCUUUCCAUGUCAGAGAAUCAUCAGUUAUCAUGGUCUUUACUUUACAGGCGCUGUUUGCCUCUUUGUAUUAAGGAAUUAUUUUAUUUAUAUAUUUAUACGUACCUAUAUUUAUAGAAAUAUAUUUAUAUAGAUAUAUUUAUAUGGGUGAACGUGGCUUUCUGAAUGCCUGUACAAUAAAUUUCAAUUUGUUGUAUGUGUAUGUAUCUUGUUAAAAAGAACUCGGUUGUUUGUGCAUACACAUACUGUGUGUAUGGAAACUUCAUGUUAUCAUGUUUUAUCUUUGUACCAUUCUAGAUGCAAUGGUCAUGUUUGUUCUUCCUGAAUUACCAAUUGUCAUGGACAAUCCCUCUUACUUGUUUGAGUUGUCCUAAAUUUUGUGAAACCAAGCAAAUUGUAAUUUUUACCAAUUGUGAUACUGUUCACUGGUUUCUUCCUCAAAUGCCUCUAGUAAAUCUAAUGGCUAAAAGGAACAUUUUCCUUAUUAUUGUUAAAAUCUACGUAAAAGAUUCUCAAAACAGAUACUUUCAUUUACAUUCCAUUACCUCCUAAUGUUAAUGUUCAAAUCAUAAGGAUGGAAUAAGUUCAAUAUGGGCUAGUUGUAUGUAUUUGUAUGUGCCAUUGUCAUAACAAAGUGUAAAAUAAACUCAAGUCGACAAACAC